AUGUCGGUCCAGUUACCAACUCCAGCUCGCCUAAUCACUUUGCGCUCAUGUAUACGAGCAAUCCGCGCUUCAGGCUCGCCAAACCACGUUAAUCGUCGGCCAUUCAGUGGCAUAGGAGCAGAUUUACAAAAGCACAAAAUAGCGAUAACUCCUAAUAGUGCAUCGAGCAAGAAAUGGGAGAAGCUUUCGAAGGGCCAAAAAAUUGCACGAACAGCAAGCACGGGGGCAAACUUCGCAACAAUUGUCGUUGGGGCGGUCUUAACUGUGAGCAAAGAAACUAAGUGCCGGGAUAGAUUAUGAUCUAGCUUUUGAAUACUGAUCCGAAUACGCAGGGAGCCAUCCUGGCGAUACUCUAUACCGAAGUCUUUGCACCUAAUUCUGUUCCAAAUUGGUUCAACAAUGUCCACAACAGAAUCAAGGCAGAUUCACGCUGUACCAAGCUACUGGGGGAUAGGAUUAAGGCGUACGGGGAACCCACAUCAAACCGUUGGUCCCGGAACAGGCCAAUUGCGUAUGUUCCUCCGUCUUUUUUCUGUCUUCCGAGGGGGUGAGAGGGUGAGGGACGUAUGGUGCACAUAUUGAAUCAAGUGCUAACGGAUCCAUUGGGCAGUUCGAGAACUCGUAAAGACAAGCAUGGCACAGAACAUUUAAUCAUGCACUUUAACGUAUGUUAUUGUCUAAUCGGGGAUCAAACAUAUCACUCACGUACGAGUCGCAGGUUGAGGGCACCGUCGGCAAGGGAGUUGUCAAUGCUCACCUGACAAAGAGACCUGGGGAAUCGAAAUACGAGUACAAGUAUCUGUUCCUCGAUGUUCCCGGUACGAAAAUAACCCGAGGAUACGAAGAGGCAAAACGUGUAACAACACAAAUCUCGCUAACGACUGGUAGGCAAACCUCGGGUAUACUUAGAAAACCAAAGGGAUAGGGAUAUCGGCGAAAGUGAGAAAAAGAAAGGGCUCUUUGGUGUUCAAUGGGGGUGGUAAUCGAAGCCUUAUGAGGGGAGGACCAAGCGAAUCGGCAUGUGUGUGUGGGUGUAGAGUGUAGCUGUGGUAAAGAUAUUAGCAUACAAUGGAAUGCUUAAUGAGGUUUUAAGAGACGAGGCAAGCACCCAGAUCCCCUCCCUUUGCAUAGUUUUUGGACGAAAGCUGAACAAUUUGGCGAGGUUUGCUCAUGAUUACUACAAAGUAAACAGUCAAUAUGGACAAUCUUCCAGAAAGAAAGAAGAUUAAUAUUACUGAGAGGUAGUACUGUAAGUGAUAGGUGGGGGGGGGGCGAUUUCGCCCCAGUGACAGUAAUGACCGUCCAGUGGAGUCUGUGGUUCCUUCCCAUCGUUCGCCAAAGAGGGCCAAUUAUCGGGCGCGCCAUCCCCGUUACAGCAUUCGCUCACCCCGGUAACGUAGGACAAAAAGGCUGGGCGCUUCUCGCUUGCCGGUGCCCGUGACAGGCUAAACCGUCAACACUUCACUCUCCCUCGCUUCAUUGGCAACCCUCAGUGCACAUUUCCAACUACCACCAUUCCCACCACCACACAGGAUCUCCCUCGGUUCAGCAUUAUUCCCACCAUUAAUCGAGCCGGAAGGUUGGCCCAAAUAAGAAAUCUCACACCUCUAGUCUUUCCGGCCUGUUUGACCACGGACGCCCUCCCGCCCAACACAUGGACAAGUAAAUUCGCCCAUAGUUACUUGUACUUAAUUAUAUCAUACAAGGCCGUCAGCCUUAAAUAUGGACCGAACUGCCCCCAUGUUACUGCCACCGCUGCGGAGUCCUCACCUCACGAACACCAAGAAAAGGCCUCACGGAAUAUACCGAAUCCUUAUCAUUAUCGUUACCUUCUUGAUCUUGGGGAACUAUCUACCAUGGCAAAGGAAUUUUUGGUCCUCGGCCGUCCGCUCACAUCAACCACCACUCCUCCAACAAUGCCAGCCGGGGAGCCAGCGAUAGUUUCAGGAGCGGAUUCAUUCUCCAAACUCCCAACAGAGAUUAUAAGCAAUAUAUUUUCUUACCUGUCAUACAAUGAUCUCUCCAGCUGCCUAUCAAUCUGUCGUGAAGUGAGUAAAAAGCCACCACCCACAUACAAUCCAACCCGCCCAUAAGCACUACCAUAAAAUAGAAAUCGCCGAAAAGGCUAUAAAAAAAUCACACGAUCCAAUAUUAACCCAGAAUUACCUUCUUUCCCAGUGGUAUUACAUCGGCAACGACCCCCUCCUCUGGAACGAGCUAGACCUCAGCAACCUCCGCAACACAUCCCUCCCACACUUCCUCGUGCCCCGAACCCUCCACAGGCGCUUGACAACCUGCCGCUCGCUCACCAUCGACGCACCCAUUUCAAUCGGCGUGCACCACAUCUUAACCCUCCUAAAAUGCGCUUCGCAAUCCCCAAACCUGUGCUCCCUGACCCUAACUUCAAUUCCAAACAUCCGCUCACAGACCAAAGCCCUCGAGCAAUUCUUCCUGUCCGUCAAAUCGCGAAACCUGCAACACGUGGACCUAUCCAAAAUCUCGAUAAGCACAUCCGUCAUUCAAGCACUCCUGCAGACCUCCCGGAAAACGCUAAAAAGCCUGGACCUCGAGUUCUCGAACGUCGAGGACCCUGUGCUGCGUGCCAUCGCUCAGUUCGAGGCGCUGGAGCACCUUUCAUUGCUGGACUGCUUCUCGCUGAGCAAGCCCGGACUACGCUCCUUCCUAUCGAAACGCCUACCGGCGAGCGUGCGCGUGCUAAAGAUUUGUUGGCUGCCAGAUGUUAGGAUCGGUUGGUUGUACGAGUUGCUCACGAAGCCGGGGAACAGGAUUGAGAAGAUCGACGUUAGGGGCUGCGACAGGUUGACAUUGGGGGAUCUGAGGUGCUUACAAAAGAUCAAGCCCGAGCUUGAGAUGGUCCAUACGGCACUGCUGGAGGAGGAGAGUGUUUGGGGGUAUCGGAAGUAUCUUGAGUAUAUGGGAAGCCUGGCCCCACCGCCGCCGCUGGUGGGAGCAGCCGCGCAAGGGCCAAAGAGGGAACCUUUCCCCGCUAUUUCUACCAAGCAGAGCUCAAUACUUGCCAGCACGGUACCGGAGUAUGGGGUGCCGUAGGAACGGUACGGCAGAUGUUCAUCGGGAGUAGAUUAACCGGCAAUUUCGGUGUUUUUGUUUCCAUCUUAUCUUCUUAGCAUAGUUAGCACUUCCCGGCACUUUUUAGCACAUCCAUUCCUUUGUCUUGACGACUGUGCCUAUCCCAGUUCACGAUAAACUUCCUGCUGUAUUCCUUUUUUCACUCAUCUCGCUCGUUUUCCGUCGUCAAUAGAUCUACAAUUUCAAACCCGCAAACUUACCCACG
Messenger RNA from Tuber aestivum (summer truffle), 3313 nucleotides. The record is from the annotation of a GenBank genome assembly. Lineage: Eukaryota; Fungi; Ascomycota; Pezizomycetes; Pezizales; Tuberaceae.